AUGGUUGCUACCUCGGGCCUCACGUGGAGCUUGCUGCUGUUGGCAGCUUCCACAUGCACCAACGCUUUGAGCCUGCACCACAAGAAGUUUGACGGUCAAGUGCAGCGGGUAAACAAGGGUGAGCAUCAGCACGGCCAUCAUGUCCACACCACAUGCACUGACAAAAUGCAAGACGACCUCCGCUCCAGAGGGAUUCUGCCUCCCCGCCAGCUCAACGAGUCAGACACCAGCGUAGACCAAUGGGUGACGCUUCCGCUGGACCACUUCGGCUCAGACGAGAGGACUUUCGACAACCGCUACUGGAUCUCAGCCUCUGGCUACGAGGGAGCCGGAAAGCCCGUCUUCAUCUUCGACAACGGCGAGCAAGCGGGCCACUACUCGUGGGUGGAUUAUGGGUGGUUCAAGGACAUGGUUGACAGCUUCGGCGGCAUUGGCAUCUCGUGGGAGCACCGCUACUACGGCGAGUCCAUCUCGUUCAACAUCACCACCGAAACCGACCCCGAGGACAUGAAGUUCCUCAGCGUCGAGCAGGCGCUCGCCGACGUGGCCGUCUUCGCCUCCAACUUCAGCCACCCCGCCUACCCCGACGUCGACCUCACCCCAUCCUCGACGCCCUGGAUCUUCGUCGGCGGCUCGUACCCCGGCAUCCGCGCCGCCCUGAUGCGAGAGCUCUACCCCGAAAUCAUCUACGCCGCCUACGCCGCGUCCGCGCCCGUCGAGGCCCGCGUCAACAUGUCGUCCUACUUCGACCCCAUCUGGGACGGCAUGCACCGCUACGGCUACGGCAACUGCACCGAGGACGUGCGCGCCGCGCUGCUGCACAUGGACGAGCUGCUCGCCGACGACGAGUCGGCCGCGGCCGUGAAGCAGCAGUUCCUCGGCCCCAACGCCGACAAGAACUCCAACGGCGACUUCGCCUACGCCCUAUCCACCCUCUGGUUCGGCUGGCAAUCCAGCGGCCCUAAGGGCACCAUCGCCGGCUUCUGCGACUACCUCGAGACGCGCGACGUCGUCGCCGCCAACGCCACCACCACUAACCGCACCACCACCCUCACCGCCGGCGAGCACGGCUGGGCCCCCAAGAUGGGCGCCGCCUGGGUCCUCCAGAAGUGGGCCGAGUGGCCGCAGCUCGCCGCCACCGUCAGCACCGACUGCGCCGGGAACGCGGGCAUCGCGUCUCCCCAAACCCCCUCCUCCUCGAACUCCUCCUCCUCCUCUUCCGACCCAACCUGCGACCUCUCCACCCUCUCCCUCGCCACCUCCAUCGACGACAUCAGCUGGACCUGGCAAUACUGCACGCAAUGGGGCUUCCUGCACGCCGCCAACACGGGCCCCAAACAGCUCACCUCCGCCUACAACUCGGUCAGCUACCAGCUCUCCCUCUGCCAGCGGCAAUUCCCCCUCGCCGCCGCCGCCGGCAUCCUCCCCGCGGCGCCCGCCGCCGACGCGCUCAACGAGCUGACGGGCGGCUGGGGCAUGCGGCCGAGCAACACGUUUUGGACGGCCGGCGAGUUCGAUCCGUGGAGGACGUUGAGCCCGUUGAGCGAUGAUGAUGAUGGCGAUGAUGAUGGUGCGCCCGUGGCUUGGCUGACGCAGACGCCGCCGGCGUGUGGGGAGAGGGGGGAGGAAGGGGGGGAGUUGUUUGGGUUUUUGUUGCCCGAUGCGCAGCAUUGUUAUGAUUUUGCGGAGACGGACGUGGCGGUGCAGGCGAGGGGGUAUUUUACGAGUGCGUUGGAGGGGUGGUUGGAGUGCUUUGAGCCGACGAGUGGUGGUGGUGGAGGGUACUGA
Messenger RNA from Diplodia corticola, 1788 nucleotides. Its product is annotated as serine family. The transcript has a single exon. Gene Ontology annotation, molecular function: dipeptidyl-peptidase activity; serine-type exopeptidase activity. The coding region runs from base 1 to 1788 and encodes 595 amino acids. The record is from RefSeq and is a predicted model, not a curated record. Lineage: Eukaryota; Fungi; Ascomycota; Dothideomycetes; Botryosphaeriales; Botryosphaeriaceae. Gene Ontology annotation, biological process: proteolysis.